UCAAAUCUGGAUGGAAUAAACGAAAACGGUUCGAGACUUUCAUGAGUGUCUUCCUUCCUUCUCUCUCUCUUUCUGUGUGAGAUAUUGCAUCUUAACUUAAGCCAUGGAUUCGAAAGAUGAAAACUUGGAGCUGAUCAACGUGGCAAUCAAGAGGCUCUUAAAGGAGAGCGAAAACAGCGAAGCCUCCUCCGCUGACGGCGUUUUACAAGGCGGUGAUGAUGAUGAUAAAGAUGAGGACCGCCGCCUCCUCCACCGAUUGCUCUCUCAGUUGGAGUCAUUGAAAGCUAAUGACGGGAUUCAACCACCCAAAUCUUCAACCAAACCCUCCGCAGAUGGGGAAUUGGAGCCGCAAAGAGAGGGCGGUGGCAGAGUGGAUGGGGAUGAUGGCGGUGGGGCUGAAACUGAUACGGAACGAAUUGUGAAAGAACUAAACAAGGUGCAGAAACAGAACAGCGUCAUUCAGUGGCUGCUUUCGGUCAUGAUUGUGCUUACUGUCGCCUGGCAAGCCUCUGAGAUGACUAUGAUUUGGAAACUCAAAGACGGAAUCAGAAACCCCUUUCGAUGGAUAGGAGGGAUGCUGAAGGAGAAGAAGGACUCGGAAGAACACCACCGGAGUGAGUCUCCUUCUCCUCCCUUCCCUCAAAAUACCUGAGUUCCCCUUACCAGAUGUUAAUCUAAGUGAAAAGCAUUGAACUUUUCGACAAAAAAGAAGAGUCGAUCGUGUGUUGCCUGCUUUGUUUUUCGCCUGCUCCGGUUCAAAUUCGAGAAUAACAUUGAAUAUAAUUUAGGUAUAAUGUUGUUGUUAAUGUUGACAUCUUUGAAGCUUCUAUGUACUGGUUUGGUAUUGAGGUGCU
This is a messenger RNA of Pyrus x bretschneideri (Chinese white pear), 854 nucleotides long. RefSeq lists its product as uncharacterized. Lineage: Eukaryota; Viridiplantae; Streptophyta; Magnoliopsida; Rosales; Rosaceae. The record is from RefSeq and is a predicted model, not a curated record. The transcript has 2 exons. Bases 104 to 652 code for a protein of 182 amino acids.